GACAGCUCCAGGCUGACCAUCUACAACGCUGUAGUGGAGGAUGCGGGCAUCUACCGCUGCCAGGCCACCGACGCCCAGGGACAGACGCAGGAGGCCACCAUGGUGCUGGAGAUGUACCAGAAGCUGACGUUCCACGACGUGAGGUCCCCCCAGGAGUUCCGUCACGGCGAGGUGGCAGAGGUGGUGUGUUAUGUCAUCGCCUCUCCGGCGCCCGUGGUCUCUUGGUUCUACCAAAAGGGCUUCAAGAGCAUGGAGAUCACAGAGGAGCACUACAGCAGGUUCCAGGUGCUGCCCAACAACAACCUGCAGAUCCACAAGGUGACCAAGGCGGACGAGGGCGUGUACCGCUGCGAAGCGCGAGUGGAGGCCCGUGGCGAGAUCGACUUUGUCGACAUCGAGGUGGUGGUGAAUGUUCCUCCUGUGCUGUCGGUACUACAGCAGUCAUUCAAUGCCACAGCAGACUACCAGGAGUCAGUGACUUUCACCUGCGUCACAUCGGGAUCCCCCGACCCCGAGGUCACCUGGCACAGGAAGGGCCAGCAGUUGGAGAGGUCGGAUCAGUAUGUCCUCAACACCCUGGAGGGAGGCAGGAGUACCCUGACCAUCCGUAACAUCAUCCAGGGGGACGGGGGCGACUAUACCUGCCGAGCCACCAACAAGGCCGGGGCGGAGGAGAGGGAGCUCUUCCUCAAAGUAUUCGUCCAGCCACACAUUACCCAGCUGCGUAACGUGACGGCGGUAGAGGGCAGCGCCGCCAUGAUCUCCUGCGUGGCCGAGGGGGAGCCGCUGCCUGAGAUCUCCUGGAGGAGAGCCAGCGACGGUCGGAGCUUCGCCGACAGAGACAAGAGCCAGGAUGGGCGUGUGGACGUGCGGGGCCGCCAUGGCAAGUCCAUGUUGACCAUCAGUGGGGUGAAGCUAACUGAUUUGGGCCGUUUUGACUGUGAGGCCCUCAGCAGGAUCGGGGGCCACCAAAAGAGCAUGUUCCUCGAUAUAGAGUACAUGCCCAAGUUCCAGACCAACCAAACCAUAUUUUACUCGUGGGAGGGCAACCCGGUAAACAUCAGCUGUGACGUCAAGUCCAACCCGCCCGCCACCAUGCUAUGGAGGAGAGAACGCCUCACCAUCUCGGCCGAGGGCACUGCCAACACACGCGUCCACACGACCGACGGCAAGUCCUUGCUAGAGGUCACCCCAGUGUCCGAUAGGGAUUUCGGACGCUACAACUGCACGGCCCGGAACAACAUCGGAGCGAAAUACCAGGAGUUCAUCUUGGCCCAGGCAGACGUGCCCUCGAACCCGUACUCGGUGCGCUUGUCAGCCGUGUCGCAGCGCAUCGCCACAGUGACAUUCAUGAAACCCGACUCACAUGGCGGCGUACCCAUUGGCCACUACCUGGUCAACUACAAGGAAGUGGGCUCGCAGGACUGGAGAGACGUCAAGUCACAUGGCAUCCAGAUGAUAGUACUGCUGACAGGCCUAGAGCCCAACACCACCUACGAAGUGCGAGUGGCUGCAGUCAAUGGGAAGGGCCAGGGGGAGUUCAGCCACACAGAGUCCUUCCAGACUCUACCCAUACGUGAGCCCAGCCCCCCGGCGGUGCAUGGCCAGAGAGGGAUGGGCAAGGCCUACCGGCUGGGCCUGGUCAAGCAAGAUGACGGGGGCAUGCCCAUCGUUGAGUACAUUGUCAAGUACAAGACAGACAAGGAGGAGCAGUGGAUGACAAAGCUGGUGUCAGGGCAGCAUGACUUUGCCCUGCUACAGCCGCUGCAGUGGAACACGCGCUACGAGGUGGAGAUCACGGCUCGCAACGUCAAGGGCCUCUCAGAGCCCACCUUCUACCAGUUCUUCAUGCCCCAGAAACCCGACAUCAUAGCAGACUCCCUGUUCAGCGGCCUGGGCCUGGGGCCUGUGGUGGGCCUGGGCCUGGUCGGCCUCCUCCUGGUCCUCGUGGUGGUGGACGUGAGCUGCUACUUCCUGCGCCAGUGCGGCCUGCUCAUGUGCAUCACGCGCAAACUCUGCAGCAAGAAGACGGCCACCAGCGGCAAGAGCAAGGAGAUGGAGGAGGGCAAGGCCGCCUACCUGGGCGAUGGGUCCAAGGAUCCUAUCGUUGAGAUGAGAACGGAAGAGGAGAGAAUAACUAACCACGAUGGGAGCCCAGUGCACGAACCCAACGAGACUACACCUCUCACAGAGCCAGAGUAA
This is a messenger RNA of Coregonus clupeaformis (lake whitefish), 2202 nucleotides long. RefSeq lists its product as uncharacterized. Gene Ontology annotation, biological process: cell adhesion. Gene Ontology annotation, molecular function: protein binding. Lineage: Eukaryota; Metazoa; Chordata; Actinopteri; Salmoniformes; Salmonidae. The transcript has 14 exons. The coding region runs from base 100 to 2202 and encodes 700 amino acids. Gene Ontology annotation, cellular component: membrane. The record is from RefSeq and is a predicted model, not a curated record.